Messenger RNA from Peronospora matthiolae, 2355 nucleotides. The record is from the annotation of a GenBank genome assembly. Lineage: Eukaryota; Oomycota; Peronosporomycetes; Peronosporales; Peronosporaceae.
AUGGACUCGUCUCCGUUUACCGCCGCUCGCAUUAACAAGUUCUCCGGAACAAACUUCCAUGUGUGGAAGUUCAAGAUGCAAAUGGUGCUGGAGGAGCGAGACCUGUGGGACGUCGUGAGCGGCGAGGUCAAGAUCGAGCACUGUACAAGUACUUUGGACCAAGCGACGUUCAAGCGAAAGUCGCGAAAGGCGCUAGCGAUAAUCUGUCUUGCGAUGGAGGAUUCGCAGUUGCCACUGGUUCGCUCGGCGAAGGACGCGUAUGAUGCAUGGUCACGUCUGGAAGGACACUACGAGAAGAAAAGCUUGGCUAAUAAGCUUUUCCUUCGUCGCCGGUUCUUCACGACAAUGAUGGGAGAAGGUGAUGACGUGCUGGAGCACAUCAACAGACUCAAGACUCUGGCGGAGCAAUUGGACGCAGUCGGUGCUCCGGUCAGUGAGGACGAUUUGGUCAUCACGCUUCUGGCCAGCCUUAGCGAGUCGUACCAGUUCCUGAUAACAGCAUUGGAGUCGAGAGCCGACUCGCUGUCGUGGGAGCUAGUGACGUCUCGGCUAUUGCAUGAAGACAUGAAGCGCAAGGAGCAAGGUGGCGGAAUCGAAGGAGCCGCGCACGAUCAAGCUCAAGCAUUCAUAUCAAGAGACAACAAGUGCAAGGCUCGACCGGCUAAGAAGACCGGUGCGUGCCACAAUUGUGGAAAGCAAGGACAUUGGAUUGCGGAAUGCCCUUCGCGGAUCCAAGAAGACGCUGGUAGACAGAGGUUCCAGCGUGCGAAUAUCGCGCAAGAAGAAGAGCUUGGCGAUUACCUGUUCUCGGUUGGUAUUGGCAAGACCAAGUCGAGUUACAUGUGGCUGGUCGAUUCAGGGGCGACGCAGCACAUGACAAGUUCGAAAGAGUUCAUGAGGAACUACAAGGACUUUGGACCAGUAGAUGUGCAUCUUGCUGAUGAUGGAAUUGUACAAGCGAUUGGAAAGGGUGACAUUGUCAUGUCAAUGAUGACUCGUCAGGGCGUCAAGAAGGGUGUGCUCACAAAUGUGUGGCAUAUCCCAAAGUUAUCUCGAAACUUAUUUUCCGUUGGAAGAUUCAUCAAGGACGUGGGGCCUGUCACCUUUGAAGUCGAUGGUUGCUUCGCGGAAACGAAGGGUUUCAAGUGGAAACUAGGCGCUCUAGAAGGAAUGGGAUUGUUCAAGAUGUGUAUGACACCGGUGCUUCCUGCCGAGGUCACUGAGGCCGCGACAAAGAAGGAGGAUAAGGCUGGCCAGGCGAAAGACAAAGCUGGUGAGAUGAAGGACAUGGCUGCGGAGAAGGCGGGCCAAGCCAAGGACAUGGCACAAGACAAGGCUGGUCAGGCAAAAGACAAAGCCGGUGAGAUGAAGGACAUGGCCGCAGAGAAGGCGGGCCAAGCCAAGGGCAUGGCACAAGACAAGGCUGGUCAGGCAAAAGACAAAGCUGGUGAGAUGAAGGACAUGGCCCAAGUAAAGACUGGUCAGGCAAAGGACAUCCUUGAGAAGUUUGGCAUGGAAAACAGCAAUCCUGUCAAGACUCCACAAGAACCUGGACUCAAGUUGACAAGGUCAAUGUGUGCAGAUGGGUGCAAGCAUGCGGAAACAAUGGCAAAUGUGCCAUACCGCAACGCCAUCGGCUGUUUGAUGUAUCUCAUGGUGGGGACCCGCCCGGAUAUCGCAGUUGCAGUGGGAGUUCUCAGUCAGUUCGCGGCAGAACCUUGUCCAACCCAUUGGCAAGCGCUAAAGCGGGUGUUCCGUUUUAUUCAAGGCACAAGGACGUAUGGAAUUGAAUUCCAAGCAACCAGUGAUGACAAGCUGCAAGGCUACUCGGACGCGGACUGGGCUGGAGAUGUCGAGGCUAGACGAAGCACAAGCGGGUACGCCUUUGUGAUGAACAACGGAUGCAUUAGCUGGAGAAGCAAGAAACAGAGCACCGUGGCUCUAUCGUCUACAGAAGCCGAGUACAUGGCUUUGACUGAAGCUGUACAAGAAGCAAUUUGGCUUAAGGCAUUCUUACAUGAACUCGGCGAGAUGAAUAGCGACGAAGCAGUCAAGAUCUACGAAGACAAUCAAGGUUCCAUCGCUUUGGCCAAGAACCCCGAGUUUCACAAGCGGACCAAGCACAUCGACAUUCGUUAUCACUUUGUGCGUGAAAAGGUGGCAGAAGGAAAAGUGGUCCUAGAAUACUGCUCGACCAAGGACAUGAAGGCUGACCUAAUGACCAAGCCAAUUCCUGCAUCACAGUUCCAGUAUCUUCGAAGUAUGUUGGGCAUCAAGGCGCCACGGUCUGCCGAGGCGAGUGGGAGUGUUGCAAAAGAAACGCCUCGGCAGGCUGAUUUUGUAAGAUGCACGUAG